Messenger RNA from Lasiodiplodia theobromae, 489 nucleotides. RefSeq names its product Heterokaryon incompatibility protein. Bases 1 to 489 code for a protein of 162 amino acids. The record is from RefSeq and is a predicted model, not a curated record. The transcript has a single exon. NCBI's taxonomy places the organism in Eukaryota, Fungi, Ascomycota, Dothideomycetes, Botryosphaeriales, Botryosphaeriaceae.
AUGGCCCUCGUGCAUCCACGAGUAGCAGCGAUCACAACGACGAUAGUACCUUCGAGUCCCACCGCGUCACCCAAUGCCGCCAAGUCAGCUGAAACGACGCAAAAGACGUGGGAAAACACGAGGGGCAUCCCGAAGUCCACUAUCGCACUCGCCGUCGGCAUUGGCGCGCCGUUCCUGCUUAUCGCAAUGGGCUCCAUCAUGAUCUGGGGCUACAUAAUUGGUCGGCGUGAGAAAAGUGGACGCGAGUUCAAGUUCCAGCGGCGGAAGACGGAGCAGUCUAGCCAGCAGGGCAAUGGCCGGGUAACACUUGAGCUGGAAGGUAGGGAGGUGCAAGAGAUGGACGGCUGUGUUGCGGCGGAGAUCUCGGGCGAGCCACCGCCGGUGGAGAUGCCGCAGGAGAGAGAACCGGUGGAGUUGCCGUUGACGGUGGGGACGGUGCCGCCGACGUCGGCGUGGGUGAUGAUGAAGCCGGAGACAAUGAGAUUUUGA